AGUGCAAGGUGAGCUAAAAUUUCUUGAUAUAUGUCCUCUGUCGUGAGAAAACGGUCUCAAGAAAAAGUAAAAAUAACACAGGCUUCAUCAGAAUGGGUCUUUAAGUACAGUUCCACUUGUCUGAACGGGAUGGGAAGUCAAAAGUGAGUGGCACAAAGAGGGUCAGUCUCGUUGCCUUUCAUGAAAAGCUUUAACAGUUGCAUCUUUUCACCUUGAGGUUUCAGCCAACCUUUCCAUGUGGAAGAUGAUCAGACGUGAGCAGGAACUCCACUCUGACAGCUGCACCGUGGGAGCCUCGGCUGCUUCCGCGCCCUGACAGAAAAACAAACUUGACUUUGAGAGUUAAAGUAAAUCCAAAGCAAAUAAAAAAAUACAAUGAGUUUUACAUUAAAACACAUAAAAAUCAAUUGUUUGGUUUUCAUGUGACUGACUUACAUCACUCAUGUGCUCUCGUAGAGAUUACUGGAGCAUGGAAAUGCAGCCAGAGUUACACAUGUAGGUCUAAAUGUUUGUGUGAGAGGGUGGAGGUGAGGGAGGAUGACAGAAAGAGAGUGUGUUUGCACCGUAUGUAUGCAGAAGUGCGAGUGACGCUGGAGGAGAGAGCAACAGACAGAGACGACAGAGGGCUCGGUGACAAGCACAUUCUUCACACUCAAGACUAAUCUUUGCCCAAAGCAAGCAACCUGACGAAAGAAGAUCAUUGAAGGAUGUCAGGGGCCAACUGCUCGUUUGAUCAAAUGACUGAAAAGGAGUGGCUUUGUUCUCCAGAUCAGAGGUGCAUCAACCUGACCUCUGGCGUGAAUAAGAGUCUCAUUGAUCCGGACGAUGCCUGUCUGACAGAGGACGAGUAUCUAGAAAAAUAUCUGGGUCCACGCCAGUCGUCCGCGUUCCUCCCCGUCUGCCUGAGCUAUCUGGUCAUCUUCCUGGUCGGUGUCGUGGGAAAUGUGCUGACGUGCACCGUCAUCGCACGCAACAAGGUCAUGUGGACGCCAACUAACUACUACUUGUUCAGCUUGGCCGUGUCAGACCUGUUGGUGCUGCUGCUCGGUAUGCCUCUGGAGCUGUACGAGCUGUGGCAAAACUACCCCUUCCUGCUCGGGAAAGGAGGCUGCUACUUCAAGACGUUCUUAUUUGAAACCGUCUGCUUGGCGUCCAUCCUCAACGUGACGGCGCUGAGCAUUGAGCGCUACAUAGCCGUGGUGCACCCACUUAGAGCAAAGUAUGUCGUGACACGCACCCACGCCAAGAGGGUCAUUCUGACAGUGUGGGGCGUGUCGGUGCUGUGCUCUGUGCCCAACACAAGCCUGCAUGGGAUCAGCGUCCUUCACAUCCGCUCCACUGGACCGGCUGGAAACCUGAACGUAGAGAUUCCUGACUCAGCCAUCUGCACGCUGGUCAAGCCUCGCUGGAUCUACAACCUGACCAUCCAGCUCACCACCUUUCUGUUUUUCAUUCUUCCCAUGCUGACCAUCAGCGUUCUCUACAUGCUCAUCGGGUUGCAGCUGAAGCGUGAAAAGAUGCACCAAGCACUGGAGGCCAAGUCUGGGUUUGGACAGGAGAGUUUCUGUAACAUCCGCACGCGGCAGCAAAAGAUACGACGCCGGCAAGUCACAAAAAUGUUAUUUGUUUUAGUGGUAGUUUUUGGGAUCUGCUGGGCACCAUUUCACAGCGACCGCCUCAUGUGGAGUUUCAUUAGUGAAUGGACUGACAGCCACAGGGAAAUCUUCGAGUAUGUGCACAUCAUCUCGGGAGUGUUUUUCUAUCUCAGCUCAGCAGUCAACCCCAUCCUCUACAACCUCAUGUCGACGCGUUUCAGAGAAAUGUUCAAAGAGGUCAUGUGUCACAGGCAGCACAACAUCACGCCCAGAAAAAACUCCCUCAGUGUCACCCGGCUGACGCUGCGCAGCACCCUCAGCGAUGCCCCGCUGAGCAACGGAACCGCCGCCGUCGAAACUGAGGCCGAAGACGGAGAGCUCAGAAAGAAGGACGAGAUCCCUGAAUCAAAAAAGUACUAGUAAAACUACCUAAGGUCAUGUGUUGUUGGAAUUCCGUUUCAGAGGGCAUGUCUGUUCUGACCCAGUGCAUUCAUCAUGUGUAAUCUGAAGCCAUUAUCCACAGGUUCAUGUCAAAGUGGCAUCUGAGUGGAAGCAUUGUGGAAAAAGGUGAAUCAUUGCACAGAUGCUUUCAGACAGCGUGUGUUAUUUAUAGGAUGUCAUUAGGUAACCAAUGGAAAAGGUAUUGUCCACCCAGCACUUGAACACUUACACAACCUCAUUUUUGUACAAACAUCCGUGAAAACGUAGUCAUUGAAAUAGUCGAACUUUGACGAGACACUUGUGAAUGUAAAACAGAAUGUCUCACCAAAACUCAACUUGAUUUGUGAACACUUUAUUCAAAAUAAUAUUACACAGAUAGCAUUUAACUUAGCAAAAAAUGUACAUAAUGGUACCACUGACAGCAUAUAGAGAACUGGACCAGGUGUGACGUCAAACAUUUUGGUUCCAGCGAAAUGAAGCCAAAUCAGUUGCCAUUUUUCCACUAUAUGGAUGCCUCUGUUUGGAGCCAGACAUGGUUAGUAAGCAGUAAAACGAUGGAGGUGGGGGCCAGCGAGAACCACAUGCUUUUACUGAGGCAUCCAAUUGGUCAGGUUAUAACUUGAAUAACUACAAAAAAAUACAAAGAAAAAAAA
Messenger RNA from Oryzias melastigma (Indian medaka), 2689 nucleotides. RefSeq names its product neuromedin U receptor 1a (gene nmur1a). The coding region runs from base 708 to 2015 and encodes 435 amino acids. Gene Ontology annotation, cellular component: plasma membrane. Gene Ontology annotation, biological process: G protein-coupled receptor signaling pathway. The record is from RefSeq and is a predicted model, not a curated record. Gene Ontology annotation, molecular function: neuromedin U receptor activity. Lineage: Eukaryota; Metazoa; Chordata; Actinopteri; Beloniformes; Adrianichthyidae. The transcript is spliced from 3 exons.